GUGAUUUGGAGUCGAUUGCGGUAUGGCCGACCGCGACAAAAGAAAUCGGAGUCGCGGAUCACGAAGGGCAUGCAUCGGAAGAAGACCAAGAAGGAUUUGUCCAUCAAGGCAUGGCGCGACCGUUCCCAGAACAAGAUUUUGAAGGAAGUGCACAAGAAGGGGCCUUUGAAGAGCGUGAGGCAGCUUCAUGGGCAGAUUCGAUUUGCCAGAGGCAGUUCGGCAUGGACCAAGGAUCAUGAAACCGAAGCCGCAUUCCAGGAGCGCAAAAUGGAGAAGAAAUUGCUGGAUGCCGCACUGGAUGAGAAGCUCCUUCCGCCUGAGCGUUCUAAAGUGGCUGCAGCAGCCCUGCAGGCACAUGCCAAAGCACGCGACGGCAAGCGGCGGGAGCAGGAAAAAGAGGCCCGGAAGCGGGAGGACUUGGAUCUGCGCAGGCCGCGGAAACUCACUCUUGGAGCCGCUCUUCGCGGAAAG
Symbiodinium necroappetens is the source of this 471-nucleotide messenger RNA. The record is from the annotation of a GenBank genome assembly. NCBI's taxonomy places the organism in Eukaryota, Dinophyceae, Suessiales, Symbiodiniaceae.